AUGGUUCUUUUUGAACUUCAACUUUUGGAGACCACAUUAGAAUUGACACUUAUGCCGGCAAAGAGUACAGUUUCCAUUGGAGACAGUGUCCAAGACAUUGAUGCGCAAAUCAACUACGACGAUGCCAUCAGUUACUGGAGUGAUGUGCCGCCUACAGUGGAUGGUGUAUUGGGAGGAUUUGGGGAACAAACAUCGGUUCCCAAGGCAGACAUUGUGGGAUCAUCGACGUUUAUGAGGAAGUUGAAGACCCGGUGGUCAGCGGAGGAGGGGAAGGAGAAGUACGGGAUAGAGCUAGGGGCGGGUAUUGGUCGAGUGACAAGGGAUUUCUUGCAUAAGAUUUGCGACAAGGUGGAUCUCCUUGAGCCCGUGGAGCCAUUUGUUGAGAGAAUGAGAGUCGAGCUUGGUCCCCUGAAAGAGCAGGGCAAGAUUGGUGAGAUAUAUGACAUUCCCCUGCAGGAUUGGAAGGCGGAGAAGGGGAGGUAUGCAUUAAUCUGGUGUCAAUGGUGUAUUGGACACCUACCAGAUAGUGCGUUUCUUCAAUGGCUUGACGAAUGCAGAAACGGGUUACAGGAGGAUGGUUUACUUGUUCUCAAGGAGAACAACACCAACGACGACGACGAUAUCUUUGACCCAGAAGAUAGCUCCAAGACCAGGUCAGACAAAAACUUCCGUCGUUUAUUCAAACAAGGAGGCUGGAAACUAAUUGCAACAGAUCUUCAGAAAGGUGUCCCUAGGGAGCUGUAUCCCAUCAGAAUGUACGCCCUCAAGCCAUUGAACAAGUAG
Messenger RNA from Pichia kudriavzevii, 783 nucleotides. RefSeq lists its product as uncharacterized. Bases 1 to 783 code for a protein of 260 amino acids. Gene Ontology annotation, cellular component: cytoplasm. Gene Ontology annotation, biological process: N-terminal protein amino acid methylation. Lineage: Eukaryota; Fungi; Ascomycota; Pichiomycetes; Pichiales; Pichiaceae. The record is from RefSeq and is a predicted model, not a curated record. The transcript has a single exon. Gene Ontology annotation, molecular function: N-terminal protein N-methyltransferase activity.